This is a messenger RNA of Mus pahari (shrew mouse), 1911 nucleotides long. RefSeq names its product UDP-glucuronosyltransferase 3A1-like. Bases 189 to 500 code for a protein of 103 amino acids. The record is from RefSeq and is a predicted model, not a curated record. The transcript has 3 exons. Lineage: Eukaryota; Metazoa; Chordata; Mammalia; Rodentia; Muridae.
UGGAAAGAGAUUGACAGAGACAAGGCCAAGGGCAAAAGGGCAUUUGGAAAAAGAACAUAAACUAUCUUCCCCCUUUCCCCAUUUUCAAGGCCACAGAGAGUGCUUUGUGGCAGAGGCUUACAGGGUCCCUUAGUGGGGCACAGCUCUCUAGGUGUGCAACCUGUGCCAGGGCUCCACGUGUUCUAAAGAUGGCGGCACAUCGGAGUUGGCUUUUUGUGAGCUUCUUUCUCCUUGAGGUUCUUCUGUUGGAGGCUGCAAAAAUCCUGACUAUAUCUACACUGAGUACCAGCCAUUAUAUACUGAUGAACCGUGUAUCGCAAAUUCUUCAUGGCAGUGGUCAUAAUGUGACCAAACUUCUUUAUGAAGGUGGUGAUAUCCCAGAUUUUAGAAAUGAAAACUCAUCAUACCAGAUUAUUAAUUGGCGUCUACCUGAAGAUCAGCAAAAGACAUUUGAUAACAGAUGGCAUCAACUUAUAGAAGAAUUUGUUUAUGGGAGGUAAUUUGUUCCAAUUCUUUGAACUUAAGUAUUAGUAAUCUAACUUACAAAUUGGUAGGGGAUGGAUGCAUGAUGCUUUGAGUGAGCUUAAGAGAAAGGAUGAUUUGGUGAGCUGAUGGAUAUGGGGAUGAAUGUGUUUGAAUUGUGCAUGGUAGUUGACUCAUAGGUAGAUAAAUGAUGGGUUGGAGUAAUUCUCUAGAAUGUGGGAGCUGUGCCUUUUAUGCCUUAUUAUUUACAAGUUUACCUGUCAAGAAGUUUCCAGUACUGUCACUUCAACUUCUCUACUCAGGGAAAGUAGAGCCACCCCCUUCAAUGAACUGUGUCAUUUUCUUUCGUAAAUCCAGUAAUGGAGGCAAUGCCAGCAAAACCUACUUGAAUAAGAAUUCAUAGAUGCUUCAACCUCCCUCCUAGCCUUCUCAUCAAAUAUAGGGAAGGAAAUGGUUAAUAAGACAAUGUAGACUUGGUUAGAAGUCAUUCUUUGGGGCGAUUCCAAAUACAAAUCAAUAGCAGUAGUCCAGACCAAUCAGCAACAGGAAACACAAAGCAGUAGCAGCAGCUUGACCCACAAGAAAUCUCAAGGCUCUGAGGAAUCAGCAUGAGUCCUAAGAGAUGGCUGGCAGCAGCCAGAAUACCAUGAGAUGUUCUUUGGCAUGUUUCUCUUUAUGAAAUUAUGACAAGUGAAGAUCAGCGAAAACCAGCAAAGCAUUGCAGGAUGAACCAACACAAGAGCCUCCUUGCGUGUCUGUGGGGUUAUAUUUAUAUUCUUUCUAAAUAUCCUGUGCCCUCUCAAGUGUCUGCUCCAGCAAAGCAUUGCAUGCCCUCCCACAUGUCUGCUUCAGCAAAACAUCCUCAAAUAUGUCUGCUGCAGCAAAACAUGCUCUUACAAGACGGUUUCAAGAAAAACAUCAUGUGACUAGUCUCUUCUGGUUGGCGCCAGUACCAGGUUGCCUUGGGCGAGAAGUCAGUGGAAACCUCCCCUAGAGAACUCUCCAUGUGAUCUUAGGAUCACUGGUGUGUGGAGCACCACAUCGGUUCCAUUACAAUUGCCUGCAGCCUGAGAUAGCAUUAGAGAAGCAGAAAUCCGGCUUGACCAGGGGCACUAGUCCCUUCUGGUUGAUGCCAGCACCAGGUCGACUCGGACGCCGAUUCUGUGGACACCCCCACAGCCCCUAGAAGACUCUCCAUGCAAUCUUAGGAUCACUGAAGCAGAUACCUGAAGGAGAGACAUGCAGAGGCUGGGCUCCAGUCCAGUUGGGGCCACCCCCACCAUCUCUCUUCUGAAGCCCAGUGGAAGCCAGUGAGCACUCCAGAGGACACUCCAUGCUGCAGGACCUCAGGAUCACAGAAGAGGCCACUGAGCUCUGGAGAACUCUCUAUGCCACAGGUCUUCUGGCUCACCACGGGAGCUUGGUACC